Messenger RNA from Fusarium vanettenii 77-13-4, 366 nucleotides. RefSeq lists its product as uncharacterized. The transcript has 3 exons. The coding region runs from base 1 to 366 and encodes 121 amino acids. The record is from RefSeq and is a predicted model, not a curated record. NCBI's taxonomy places the organism in Eukaryota, Fungi, Ascomycota, Sordariomycetes, Hypocreales, Nectriaceae.
AUGCCUCGAUCUAAGAAAAAGGGAAACGCAGACGGGAUAGCCAAACAGCUCGCCGGCUUGACUCUCAAUUCUACUGCACCCCCUGACUCUGAUUCUGGUUCCGAGCCCAAGCACAAGCGUCUCUGCGCUGACCUUGGUAUUUCCGGCGAUCUUGGGAGCAAGACAAAGUGCCGCAAGGAGAUCAAGAGCGUCAAUGUCAACAUCAAGCAGUUCCUUCAGAGCAAGAACAAGCCUGAAGAUGUGAGGUUCUUCAAGAACAGACAUGCCCUGAUUCAGUAUACGAGAAGAACUAGCUGGUUUUUCCCACGUCGCAAGAUCCCAAAGGGCGACCCGCUCGCGGCUCUGUUGAAGGAAAUGGAUGACUAG